Messenger RNA from Psammomys obesus (fat sand rat), 1505 nucleotides. RefSeq names its product CCDC163 homolog (gene Ccdc163). Lineage: Eukaryota; Metazoa; Chordata; Mammalia; Rodentia; Muridae. The record is from RefSeq and is a predicted model, not a curated record. The transcript is spliced from 10 exons. Bases 378 to 1361 code for a protein of 327 amino acids.
UCCGCAAGAAAGGUACUCAGUUUCCCGGGUGGCGCUGCGGCACGGGUUCUUAAAUCUCGUUCUCCGCCUACCAGAGUUUGAAAUCAUGGGCGGCAGUGGUCUCUGAUUUAGAUUUGGUGAUAGUGGUAGAGUCCUUGAUUUCCGGAGUUCUUAAGCAAGAUUCGGCUCAUUCUACCCUCACUUGAUACAUACCGGUGUUUUGUUUUUGUUUUUGUUUUGUUUUCUUACUACUCUCCCAAGAACUCCUAGUUUCCUAGUUCUAGAUUCGCAGUAUUGCCGUGGUACUGUACCUGCAGCCGUAGCAUCCCAUUCCCACUUUGCUCUUUUCCAUCUAACACUGUGGCCUGUCCUGGGCUGUCCUGCGGGUAUCUCGCAGGAUGAGCAGGAGCCCUAACUGGUCCGAUCAGCUUCAUGCGGUUCUCAGUUCAACUGAUGAAAACAUGGCCCGGAUUAAGCAGAGUUUGUAUCCCCUUCAAGUUUCCUCUACAGGGAACCUGGCUGACACCUGGAUUUCCCCUCAUCACUUGCCUCCUCAGCCAGGGGCCCAAGCUCAACAGCCUUGGGCUCAAAAGACUCCCAUUCCUGGAGAGAGACUGAGCUGCACUGAAGGCCACAGCUCAUCUCUCUGGGAUGAAGUUACUAAACUACGAUCCCAGCUUCAGUCUCAGGCUCAGGUGACUGAAGCUCUGAGGCAUGCUGUGCAGAGCCUGUUGAAGGAUCGGGAGCAGCAGAUCUUCAAGAUCAGUGCUCUGGAAGCCUCACUGAAACUGCUGCAGGAGGGCCCUAAAGGGAGAGCCCUCCUGGAGCAACGCCUGGAAGGGUUGAGAAAGGAACUGCAGGGCCUCAGGAGUCAGGUUCAAGAGCUAGUCCAAACCCAGAUGAAAACAAGACCCGGAAAGUUCAGUACUACGAGUGGCUUUCACCAAAAGCUGCAGACCGAGCACCAGCUUUUGUGGGAAGAGUCAGAGAUUCUUCGGGAGGAACUGAAGUUGCUUCGAGACCAGCUGAGCCAACAUCAGGAGUUGCUACUGGAACAGAUGGCCGAGGGGCGCCAGGUUCAGGCCCGCAGCUGGAAGAUGUUGGAACACCUACAGAGUGACCAGAAGGGCAAGGUUCAUACCUUGGAGGUUACCAGGACAGAGGCCCAUGAUGCCCGGAAGGAGGAGCCCUACCUCCUCAGCUCUGAAGUCAGUCUUCCAGACUGUGACCGUAGCUGGGAACUUUUAAAGAAACUAGAUAGGGAACUCCAGAGCAGUUCCCUUUUUAACCUGGAAUCCAGCGGCCUUCAGUCCCAUGUCCAGAGUCUUAGGCAAGAGGACCUGUUCCUUCAGGGCCCCAGGAUCUUCCAGGGUGACCUAUAAGGACCUGUAAGGAAAUGAGAUGAGGCUCCUGUCCACGGCGGCUUUCUCAUGCCCUCUGGUAUGCACCCUCUUCAUUGAGGCAUCUCACUGUCCAACCAUUCCUGCUCCCCAUCUAAUUUAAAAUAAAGUGGCUUAACUGCCUGA